Molecule: messenger RNA, 5817 nt
Organism: Megalops cyprinoides (Indo-Pacific tarpon)
Lineage: Eukaryota; Metazoa; Chordata; Actinopteri; Elopiformes; Megalopidae
Product: myosin heavy chain, fast skeletal muscle-like
Exons: 37
Coding region: 1-5817 (1938 amino acids)
Cellular component (GO): myosin complex
Molecular function (GO): actin filament binding; ATP binding; cytoskeletal motor activity
Source: RefSeq, a predicted model, not a curated record
AUGAGUACAGACGCAGAGAUGGCCAUUUUUGGUGAGGCAGCCAUAUACCUCCGGAAGCCGGAGAAGGAAAGAAUAGAGGCACAAAACAGGCCCUUUGAUGCCAAGACAGCCUGCUUUGUGGUUGACCCCAAGGAACUGUAUGUCAAAGGUAUAAUCCUUCAAAAAGAAGGGGGGAAAGUCACUGUUAAAACUGAUGCUGGACAGACUGUAACAGUCAAGGAUGAUGACAUCUGCCCAAUGAAUCCUCCAAAGUUUGACAAAAUUGAGGAUAUGGCCAUGAUGACCCACCUCAAUGAAGCCUCUGUACUGUACAACCUCAAAGAGCGUUAUGCAGCAUGGAUGAUUUAUACCUACUCUGGGCUGUUCUGUGUUACUGUGAACCCCUACAAGUGGCUCCCUGUGUACAAUCAAGAAGUUGUAGCAGCCUACAGAGGCAAAAAGCGCAUGGAGGCCCCUCCCCACAUCUUCUCUGUCUCUGACAAUGCCUAUCAAUUCAUGCUCACUGACAGAGAAAAUCAGUCAAUCCUGAUUACUGGAGAAUCUGGAGCUGGAAAGACUGUGAACACAAAACGUGUCAUCCAGUACUUUGCAACAAUUGCAGUGUCUGGGGACAAGAAGAAAGAGGCUGCAGCUGCUGGUAAAAUGCAGGGAUCUCUGGAGGAUCAAAUCAUUGCAGCAAAUCCUCUGUUGGAGGCUUAUGGUAAUGCCAAGACUGUGAGGAAUGACAACUCCUCUCGCUUUGGUAAAUUCAUCAGAAUUCACUUUGGAACUACAGGAAAACUGGCUUCAGCUGAUAUUGAAACAUAUCUGCUGGAAAAGUCCAGAGUGACCUUCCAGCUGGCAGAUGAAAGAAGUUACCACAUCUUCUAUCAGAUCAUGACCAACCACAAACCAGAGCUAAUUGAAUUGCUCCUCAUCACAACCAACCCAUACGAUUUCCCCAUGAUCAGCCAGGGCCAGAUCACUGUGGCCAGCAUAGAUGACAAGGAAGAGCUGGUUGCCACAGAUACUGCCAUUGACAUUUUGGGCUUCACAAAUGAAGAGAAACUGAAUAUCUACAAACUGACUGGUGGUGUGAUACAUCAUGGGAACAUGAAGUUCAAGCAGAAACAGCGCGAGGAGCAGGCUGAGCCUGAUGGCACUGAGGUGGCUGACAAAGUUGCUUAUCUCCUGGGCUUAAACUCCGCUGAUUUACUCAAAGCUCUCUGUUACCCAAGAGUGAAAGUGGGAAAUGAAUUUGUGACAAAGGGGCAGACGGUUCAACAGGUCCACAAUUCAGUCAUGGCGUUGGCUAAAUCCAUCUAUGAAAAAAUGUUUCUGUGGAUGGUAGUCCGUAUCAACCAGAUGUUGGACACAAAACAGCCCAGACAGUUCUUCAUUGGUGUCCUGGAUAUUGCAGGAUUUGAGAUCUUUGAUUUCAACAGUUUAGAGCAACUGUGUAUCAACUUCACCAAUGAGAAAUUGCAACAGUUUUUCAACCACCACAUGUUUGUACUGGAACAAGAAGAGUACAAGAAGGAAGGAAUUGAAUGGGAAUUCAUUGAUUUUGGUAUGGACUUGGCUGCCUGCAUUGAGCUUAUUGAGAAGCCCAUGGGAAUCUUCUCCAUCCUCGAAGAGGAGUGCAUGUUCCCCAAGGCUUCUGACACAACCUUCAAGAACAAGCUGUAUGACCAACAUCUUGGCAAAGCUGCUUGCUUCCAGAAGCCCAAGCCUGCCAAAGGCAAGGCUGAGGCCCAUUUCUCCCUGGUGCACUAUGCUGGGACUGUGGACUACAACAUCUGUGGUUGGCUGGACAAAAACAAGGACCCCCUGAAUGAAUCUGUGGUACAGCUCUAUCAGAAAUCCUCUGUGAAACUGCUGGCUCAUCUUUAUGCAAGCUUUUCAUCAGCUGAAGAGGCUACUGGUGGUGGUGGUGGCAAGAAGGGUGCCAAGAAGAAGGGUGGUUCUUUCCAGACUGUGUCUGCUUUGUUCAGGGAGAACCUGGGGAAGCUAAUGACAAACCUGCGAAGUACUCACCCUCACUUUGUACGCUGCUUGAUUCCAAAUGAAUCAAAGACACCAGGUCUCAUGGAGAAUCAUCUUGUGAUCCACCAGCUGAGGUGCAAUGGUGUCCUAGAAGGCAUCAGAAUCUGUAGAAAAGGGUUCCCCAGCAGGAUCCUCUAUGGAGACUUCAAACAGAGGUAUAAAGUGUUGAAUGCCAGUGUAAUCCCAGAAGGGCAGUUCAUUGACAACAAGAAAGCUUCAGAGAAGCUCUUGGGGUCAAUUGAUGUGGACCACACUCAGUACAAGUUUGGACAUACCAAGGUGUUCUUCAAAGCUGGUCUGCUGGGAACGCUGGAGGAGAUGAGAGAUGAGAAGCUGGCAACACUGGUGACGAUGACUCAAGCUCUUUGCCGGGGCUUCCUCAUGAGAAAGGAGUUUAUGAAAAUGAUGGAAAGGAGAGAGUCCAUCUUCAUCGUUCAGUACAAUAUCCGGUCAUUCAUGAAUGUGAAGCAUUGGCCAUGGAUGAAGGUUUUUUUCAAGAUCAAGCCACUCUUAAAAAGUGCAGAAGCUGAAAAGGAAAUGGCCACCAUGAAAGAGGAAUUUGCAAAGUGUAAGGAAAAUCUAGCAAAGGUAGAAGCCAAAAGGAAAGAACUUGAGGAGAAAAUGGUCACUCUGCUCCAGGAAAAGAAUGAUCUGCAGUUACAAGUGGCAGCCGAAACUGAAAAUCUUGCAGAUGCUGAAGAGAGAUGUGAGGGGCUGAUAAAAAAUAAAAUCCAGCUUGAAGCAAAAGUGAAAGAAUUAAAUGAGAGACUAGAAGAUGAGGAGGAAAUAAAUGCCGAACUGACUGCUAAGAAGCGGAAACUGGAGGAUGAGUGCUCUGAGCUGAAGAAAGAUAUUGAUGACUUAGAGCUUACCUUAGCCAAAGUGGAAAAAGAGAAACAUGCAACUGAAAACAAGGUUAAAAACUUGACUGAGGAGAUGACAUCACUGGAUGAAACCAUUGCCAAGUUAACAAAGGAGAAAAAAGCCCUCCAAGAGGCACACCAGCAGACCCUUGAUGAUCUCCAAGCAGAGGAAGACAAAGUCAACACUCUGACCAAAGCUAAAGCAAAACUUGAGCAACAGGUGGAUGAUCUUGAAGGUUCUCUGGAGCAAGAGAAAAAACUUCGCAUGGACCUUGAGAGAGUCAAGAGAAAACUUGAGGGAGACCUGAAACUUGCCCAGGAAUCCAUAAUGGACCUGGAGAAUGACAAGCAACAGUCAGAGGAGAAGAUUAAAAAAAAGGACUUUGAAAUAAGUCAGCUCCUUGGAAAGGUUGAAGAUGAGCAAGCACUUGGUGGGCAGUUGCAGAAGAAAAUCAAGGAGCUACAGGCCCGCGUUGAAGAACUGGAGGAAGAGAUUGAAGCUGAACGUGCUGCUCGGGCCAGGGUGGAGAAACAGAGGUCUGAUGUCUCCAGGGAGCUGGAGGAGAUCAGUGAGAGGCUCGAAGAAGCUGGUGGAGCAACUGCUGCUCAGAUCGAGGUGAACAAAAAGCGCGAGGCUGAGUUCCAGAAACUGCGGCGUGAUCUCGAAGAGUCCACUCUUCAGCAUGAGGCAACCUCGGCCGCCCUCCGCAAGAAGCAUGCAGACACUGUAGCUGAAUUAGGCGAGCAAAUCGACAACCUUCAGCGUGUCAAACAGAAGCUGGAGAAGGAGAAGAGCGAGUACAAAAUGGAAAUUGAUGACCUUGCCAGCAAUAUGGAAGCAGUAGCUAAAGCAAAGCUUAAUCUUGAGAAGAUGUGCAGAAGCCUUGAGGACCAGCUCAGUGAACUCAAAACUAAAAGUGACGAAAAUUUGCGUCAUAUCAAUGACAUUAGUGUACAGAAAGCAAAGCUUCAGACAGAAAAUGGAGAGUUUGCUCGCCUUCUGGAGGAGAAAGAAUCCCUGGUAUCCCAGUUAACAAGAAGCAAACAGGCAUUCACUCAGCAAAUUGAGGAGCUGAAGAGGCAAACUGAAGAGGAGGUUAAGGCGAAAAAUGCUCUCGCCCAUGGCUUGCAGUCAGCCCGCCAUGACUGUGACCUGCUCCGUGAGCAAUAUGAGGAGGAGCAGGAGGCUAAGGCCGAACUGCAGCGUGGAAUGUCCAAGGCCAACAGCGAAGUGGCUCAGUGGAGAACCAAGUAUGAGACUGAUGCCAUCCAGCGCACAGAGGAACUCGAGGAAGCUAAGAAAAAGCUUGCCCAGCGUCUGCAAGACACGGAAGAACAAAUUGAAGCUUUGAACUCAAAGUGUGCCUCUCUGGAAAAGACCAAACAGAGACUGCAGGGGGAAGUAGAAGACCUCAUGACUGAUGUGGAGAGAGCAAAUGCUUUGGCUGCUAUACUUGAUAAGAAACAAAGAAACUUUGAUAAGGUUUUGGCAGAAUGGAAACAGAAGUAUGAGGAAAGUCAGGCAGAGCUGGAAGGGUCUCAGAAAGAGGCUCGUUCUCUCAGCACUGAGCUCUUCAAGAUGAAGAACUGCUAUGAAGAAGCUCUGGAUCAGCUGGAGACCCUGAAACGAGAGAACAGGAACCUACAGCAGGAAAUCUCAGAUCUCACCGAGCAGAUUGGUGAAAAUGGGAAGAUCAUACAUGAGCUGGAGAAGGCAAAAAAGACAGCAGAGACUGAGAAGGCAGAAAUUCAGACUGCACUGGAAGAAGCAGAGGCCUCACUUGAACAUGAGGAGUCCAAGAUUCUCCGUGUUCAGCUAGAACUCAACCAGAUCAAGUCUGAGGUGGACAGAAAGAUUGCAGAGAAGGAUGAGGAAAUUGAGCAGCUGAAACGAAACAGUCAGCGAGUCAUUGAGUCAAUGCAGAGCACUCUGGAUGCGGAGGUCAGGAGCAGAAAUGAUGCCCUCAGAAUCAAGAAGAAGAUGGAGGGAGACCUGAAUGAGAUGGAGAUUCAGCUGGGCCACGCCAACCGGCAGGCUGCCGAAGCCCAGAAACAGCUGAGGAGUGUACAGGGACAGCUCAAGGAUGCUCAGCUACACCUUGAUGAUGCUUUGAGAGGUGAAGAAGACCUGAAGGAGCAAGUUGCCAUGGUGGAGCGCAGGAACACCCUGAUGCAGGCUGAGAUUGAGGAACUGAGGGCUGCUCUGGAACAGACGGAAAGAAGCCGCAAAGUGGCUGAGCAGGAGCUAAUGGAUGCCAGUGAACGAGUGACUCUGCUGCAUUCUCAGAAUACCAGUCUGAUCAAUACCAAGAAGAAGCUUGAUGCUGACCUUGCCCAAGUCCAAGCAGAAGUGGAUGAGACUAUCCAGGAAGCAAGGAAUGCGGAAGAAAAGGCUAAGAAGGCUAUUACUGAUGCUGCCAUGAUGGCAGAGGAACUGAAGAAAGAACAGGACACCAGUGCUCAUCUAGAAAGAAUGAAGAAGAACCUGGAGAUCACAGUCAAGGACCUGCAGCACCGUCUGGAUGAGGCUGAGAAUCUGGCCAUGAAGGGUGGCAAGAAACAGCUCCAGAAACUGGAGGCUAGAGUGCGUGAGCUGGAGAGUGAGCUGGAAGCUGAACAAAGACGUGGGGCUGAUGCUAUUAAAGGUGUCCGCAAAUAUGAGAGGAGAGUCAAGGAACUCAUUUACCAGUCAGAGGAAGACAAGAAGAAUGUGAACAGACUCCAGGAUCUGGUGGACAAGCUGCAGCUGAAAGUAAAGCUUUACAAGAGGCAGGCUGAGGAAGCUGAGGAGCAAGCGAACACUAACCUGACCAAGUUUAGGAAGGUGCAGCAUGAGUUGGAGGAGGCUGAAGAGCGUGCUGACAUUGCUGAGUCCCAGGUCAACAAGCUGAGAGCCAAGAGCCGUGAUAUGGGAUCAAAGGUUAGUUGA